AUGGGUAUAUCUGGUGAUGACUUUGCAUUGCUGGCCUCAGACACACGACUGUGUGCCGAGGACAGGUAUUUCAUUUACUCCCGCAAUUCUCCACAUCUAUACAAGAUGGGGAACGGGAAAGUCCUAGCAACGACAGGAUUUCAUGGGGAUGUUCUCACACUGACUAAGUUAUUAGAAAAUCGGGUUAAGACUUACCGGUACGACCAUGGAAAAGAGAUCUCGACCAACGCCUUUGCAGCCUUACUUUCUGUCACAUUAUACACCAGAAGGUUCUUCCCAUUCUAUGUCAGCAGCAUCCUUGGUGGUUUGGAUGAAGAAGGCAGGGGGGCAUUGUAUCGAUAUGACCCUGUCGGCUCAUUUGAACGGGUCAAAUGCGCUGCGGCUGGCAGCUCUGGGGUGAUUCUCCAGCCAUUUCUUGAUCACCGGGUGGAGGGCAAGAACCUGUCGUCAGGGCUUCCGCCGUUAGAGAAGGCCGAGGCUAUCAAACUCGCCAAGGAUAUAUUCAUCAGCGCAGCAGAAAGGGACAUUAACUGUGGAGACGCUGUUUUAAUACAAGUAAUAACCCUUGAUGGGAUUGAAGAAUUCCAAUUCCCUUUGCGUCGUGACUGA
Molecule: messenger RNA, 609 nt
Organism: Opisthorchis viverrini
Lineage: Eukaryota; Metazoa; Platyhelminthes; Trematoda; Opisthorchiida; Opisthorchiidae
Exons: 4
Coding region: 1-609 (202 amino acids)
Cellular component (GO): proteasome core complex
Source: RefSeq, a predicted model, not a curated record